CUUUCUGUAAUGCUGUAUAAUAACGUGCCAUUACCAUCAAACAUACCCAGUUACCAUAUCCUUCAGUUUUUGGCCAUUUCUUCUUCCACAGCUGUUUUCUCCUUCUCCUUUCUUUCUGGAUCUCAAUCCCACUUCAACCAAAUUCCUGGUCACUUACAGAUGGUUUUUUAGCAGACGUAGUGACACUGAAGCAUGUCCAACUCUCUCUCCCUCUCUUUCUCAUAUCCAUCUGCAGUAACCACCAUUCAUUUUCCAACAGAUUGAUCAUUAAUCUAUUCUCUGUGAAGAAAUUGCUUCAAAUCCUUUGACACCCAGUUCAUAUAAAGCAUUCGGAAGUUCAUGAUCUUAGAGGAUAAGUUUCCGAGAUAAUCUUCAAUCUCUUAAGGUACAAGAUUAUUAUCUGUGUAUUUGAUUUUUUCUUUUUUUCUUUUUUGAGAGUACAAAGAUAUCAAAUUGUCAUCACAUAGAAAAGGAGAUUAGAAAAGAAAUUAAAAGUUGAUGCUAUAUAAUGAGGGACUUCCCUUCUUGUUUUGGUGAAAGUGGUGUUCAAGUUGCUGAUUCUUCUUCAUCAUCAACUGCUAGUAAAACUGCUCAAAACCUUGUUACAUGUGUCUAUAAGUGUCAACUUCAAGGCGUUUCUUGCUUCAUUACUGUUACAUGGACUAGGACCUUAAUGGGUCAAGGACUAAGUGUUGGAAUUGAUGAUUCAGACAAUCGGUCCCUCUGUAAAGUUGACAUUAAACCUUGGUUGUUUUCCAAAAGAAAAGGUUACAAAACCUUAGAGGUGGAUUCUAGUAUAAUUGUCGACAUAUAUUGGGACUUAACGUCUGCUAAAUUUGGUUCUGGGCCAGAGCCAUUGGAGGGAUUCUAUUUAGCUGUUGUUUUGAACCAAGGAAUGAUUUUACUUUUGGGAGAUUUGGAAAAGGAGGCACAUAAGAAGACAGAUUCAAAUUCAACCCCUCUUUCUUUUGAUUCUGUUUUUGUUGCCAAGAAAGAACACAUAUUUGGGAAGAAAUUUUAUGGUGCAAAGGCGAAAUUUUGCGAUAAGGGGCUUGUACACGACAUCUCGAUCGAGUGUGACACUACCGGGACUAAUGAUCCGUGCCUCGUGAUUCGUGUUGACAGUAAAUCAGUUAUGCAGGUGAAGCGCCUCCGGUGGAAGUUCCGGGGAAAUCACACCAUCUUGGUGGAUGGCCUUCCGGUUGAAGUUUAUUGGGAUGUCCAUGGCUGGCUCUUUGGCAAUGUGAUGGGCAAUGCUGUUUUCUUGUUCCAGACUUGUCUCUCAGCUGAUAAGUUGUGGACUAGUAGUCAGCCUAUCUCCAAUCCUUCCAUGUUGAGCCGGUCAUGUUCACAGAGGUUUAAAGGUUCCCAGUCACAAGAUCUGGGGUUCUCACUGAUACUGUAUGCUUGGAAGAAUGAAUGAAGUGACAUUCUUCCUCUAGGACACAGCAAACAGAUACCUUAAAAUGAUCCUCUUUUACUAUAGAUGUGAUUGAAAUACAUAUCCUGCAUUUGGCUGUUGAGUAUAUAUAAUUUCUCCUUUUGAUUUGCCUAAAGAGGUCAGAACUUGAUAGAACUUUAUUUUCUGAUAGUGAGUCGAUAUACAGAAACCUGGUUGCUCAUUACUCGUCUGAAUCGCUCGUCUUUGUGGAGCAUUGCGAGUGUGAUCUUCCUUUUCACCCUCAUGAUCAUUGUUAUAAAUCAUCUUGGUGAGAAGGGUUUCAAAG
Messenger RNA from Ilex paraguariensis (yerba mate), 1727 nucleotides. Lineage: Eukaryota; Viridiplantae; Streptophyta; Magnoliopsida; Aquifoliales; Aquifoliaceae. The record is from the annotation of a GenBank genome assembly.